Molecule: messenger RNA, 7476 nt
Organism: Paramuricea clavata
Lineage: Eukaryota; Metazoa; Cnidaria; Anthozoa; Malacalcyonacea; Plexauridae
Source: the annotation of a GenBank genome assembly
CAAACAAAAUGUUCACCCCUCCAAAAAUAUUUUCAACCCCCCCCCCCAAUAUUCGGCAUAAUAAAAAAUAAUUAAAUAGUCCACUCCAACGUGCAGAGUGUUGAUGGUACAAAAUAAAUGUAGGAGUACACUCAUAUAGAAAAAGACAGUGCAACACUCUGAAACUAAUCGCUCCUCGCUUGCAUUCACUGGAGCAAUUGUAAAGUUUUGAAACUCUAUUAUCUCCCCUGAAUAAAGUUUGUAGUGCCUUGUCAUGCAAAUAGCUUGCUUGCAAGGCACGUUUCGAAUUUUUACGAACAUUAUUUUUAGUUUUUAAUUCUUUUAGGAAAUAGACUUGCCUAGAUUUAAUCUUUACGCCCCAAAUAUUAUUUACAUCGGAGUUGCAUCAUAAAUUGUACUCUGAUUCAAAUGACACGUACAAUGUUAAUGACUUUAUAAAAGUAAAAGCAUAUUGUGUAUUGGCCUAUUGGGUUUACACUGUUAGAGGUUCAUUUAACUUUAACUCUCUCAAGUCUCAACAGACAAUCGGACAUGCCAAAUCCAUUGAUAUGACACUCUUCAAAAAACGUUUUUUCGAAGCUAGAAAUCAUGAUUUUUUUUCCAAUUUUUCCAGGGAUACUUUGUUUUCUGCUCUCUAAACUCCCCCUCGCGGCUCUAGUGCUCCACCCCUAGAAUCUAUAUAGACCUUACUGGGGUUUGGUGACACUUUGUGUUGCUUCAGUCACCUGCUCACGGCUCACCACCCUAAAAUUUCUGGCACCACCCCAGUAAAAAAUAUGAAAAUCCGUCUAUGCCACUAACUACGUGUAAACAUGAAUUAAUAUUCAAAUAUAUUUACCAGAAAACUAUACGUCUAUAUGAUAAAAUGCUUUGUCGAGAGAGAUAAUGUUGAAUAGUGAGAAAAAUAAAUACUCAAUUCCUCCAAUACUGAUCAAUAUGUCUUCCUUUAGGUAUUUGGGAUAUGCUUUUGAGGAGGAUAUGUCAGAAGGCUGGGCAGGAGGAUCUAUUGUCACAGUACAAAUUUUUUGCUUGUCUGGAGAAGUCCUGUGAUAACCAGACAAUUAAGUCCAUUUAUUUUAGCGACAAAUUACGAAAGAUUGUUUAUGGAGCGGUAAGCAAUGUCACAAUUCGUAUUAUUUUAUCAAAUUAUACAUGCAUAUCCGGUAUAGAAACUAAUUAUUUUGAUAAAAAGACAAAGUUGUCCUUUUUUCUAAUUCGUAAAAAUGAUAAACAUGCAGCACUUUUCUAUUGUGUCUCGGCGAACAAACCUUGACUUAAUCUAGUGUAAUAUUGAUAAUCUCUCAAACAAUUAACAGGGUUGGCCAAGAGACAAGGAAAUUACCAAGUCACUUGUAGUAUGUGCAGUGAGAUGCAUGUUGAUGAAUCUGGAAGAAAGAAUGAGCCUGAACGAUCUUCAUGGUACUCUAGAGGUAUGCGAUCUGUUUGUAAUAUAGCAAGUCUCAGAUUUCGAAAUGCAAUCUAGAAAAGUAUAACUAUAAGCGUAAAUCGAAUCCUAGACAAUCGAGAGGACAAUUUCUCUUGAUUGUCUAUGAUCAAAUGAAGAGGUCCAUGUUCACUAUACAAUUACUUUAUGGUUUCCGUGUUUGGAUGGCCUGAUCCAAACACGCGGGAAUGUUGCGAGAGUUAAGAAAAGCGAGCGAAACACGAGCCGAAGGCGAGUGAUUUUGCCCGCUUUUCUUAACUCGAGCAAUAUUCCCAAGUGUUUGGAUCAGUCCAUCCAAACACGGAAACCAUAAAGUAAUUGUUUUAUAAAAUAACAACAACACGGUAGUCUUCCGUGUUUGGAUGGCCUGAUCCAAACACGGCUUUCGACCAAUCAGAAUACGCGUUAUAUACAUGUUAUUUUAUAAAAAAAUUUCCAUGUUGACAAAAAUUUUCCGCUGACGCCAUGUUUUUUGUUUUGAAGCGAACUGCAAUGCUACCUGACUCUUCCCUCGAGAUCUUCUAGAAUGCGAUUGGCUCAUCUAUAUUUCAGAUUUAUCGUAGUAUUUUAUGUACUGUCUGUGAUUUAAAAUUAUGACAUCUUUAUUUGGAAGUAAUAAAACCAUGAUAUUCAGGUUAAGUUAGCGUGCGUAGCAGUAAUCUGAGUGUGAUAAUAAUCACCCUCGGAAACAAUAAUUUCGGAAACAUUUUCUUGCAUGUUGGAUAAUUUUAAUAUAUAGCAAAAUAUAAUGUUGAGGUUUUAUUAUUAUUACUUAAUAUAUAUGUUUUAUAUCAGUGUUACAUUUUCUUAUUAACAUUUCGUGAAUUAGUGUACGAAACAUAAUUAUAAAAUAACAUGUAUAUAACGCGUAUUCUGAUUGGUCGAAAGCCGUGUUUGGAUCAGGCCAUCCAAACACGGAAGACUACCGUGUUGUUGUUAUUUUAUAAAACAAUUACUUUAUGGUUUCCGUGUUUGGAUGGACUGAUCCAAACACUUGGGAAUGUUGCUCGAGUUAAGAAAAGCGGGCAAAAUCUCUCGCCUUCGGCUCGUGUUUCGCUCGCUUUUCUUAACUCUCGCAACAUUCCCGCGUGUUUGGAUCAGGCCAUCCAAACACGGAAACCAUAAAGUAAUUGUAUAUAGAAAGAUUAAGGUCAAUGAUGAUUUAUUAUCUGAAUCGAUAUCUUUAUAGACAUUGAUAUCUUUAUAGACUGAAUUAUGUGAACUUCAGAAGAAAGUAAAGUUCAUUUUGUACGAAAACUUGGACAAUCUGUGUCUCUACUGCAUCAAGAACGUAAGAGGUACUAUAAUUAAUAUAAUUAAUUCGACAUAUAAUAAUAACUUGUUUGAACAAUCAAGAAAAAAGCAUUAAAACUAUAAGAUAAUUCGGUUAGUGGGUUGCAGAAAGCGGUAUUUGUUGGAAGGGUCUGGUUUUAUGGUUUUUUUUACAGAUAAGCUUCCGUUGACGUGUGGUUGUGUGACAGCUUGUAAUGAUUGUCUUCGAAAUAAUGGCCCGCUGGACUGUCCGGAACAUGGAAUGCAUUAUUCGAAAAUUGGUUAGUUACAUGGGUUAGGAUAAAACGCGCAUAUAUGACUGCUCAAUGACAAUGUCGUUUAACGAGAACAUAAGUCAUCCGUCCGUCCGUAUCCGCGUUUUAUCCUAACCCUUAGCUACAUGCAGUGUAUAUCUAAUUAGCCCCUUGCUCGCGGGUCAAAAGCCUUGUAAAGCGAGGAUGGAAUCUAAGGAUUUUUUAAAGACAAAAUUUUUUUAUAUCACUGCGCAUAGGAUAACAUUUCAAUUCGGCUCCAUGCUAAACAGCGAUGCAACACUCUUAGUACGUAUAGCUUAUCAGUUGCUCAUUGCAUAUAUUUACUAAACCAGCUGAAAAUUUACUUCUUGCCAAUUUGUGAAUUAAUACAAGACUUUCUACGAAUUCGUCAGUGGUGGAGGGGACCUAACUACGAGUUGGUGAACUGGAAAACACCAAAUUUUCCUGGGCGUCUGUCUCGGUGUUCUCCCCACAAAAUAAUGUUUAUAUAUAUUGUGUUAUUCUGAUUAUACUCGCAAAAUCAUUCCGGUGGCCCAUAGUCAUAGAAACAGUUACUUGGAUUUUGAAAUUUUGUCUGUUGUACACAGGUCAUCCCCUCACGUAUGGUGUUGUAAUACAAGGAGAGUUCCAUGAAAACAAAUCAAUCUGUGAUAAUGAUUCAGUCGCCAUGGAAAGUCUUUUAAACGACCAAAAUAUCUUCGCUAUCAAGUUAGUGGAAUUUAUUUAUUUAUUGGGUUAAUGACGGGCAAGAGAAGAUUAAGAUCUAGAUUUCAAUUAAGACUUGUAUUCUUGAGUUUUCAAUCACAUGAUGUUUUAAGCAUAACUUGACUCACGUGGGAGUCAAUCAUUAAACUGAGGUCAACCAAAACAACAAAGAAACAAAAUGACUGUGUAAUGCAUCUUCUGUAAAUGAGUUCUCCCACUAUUAUGAAAGCCAAUAUAAAACAAUGUGAACAAUAUAAAAGCCGACUUUACCUUUGAUAUAUGAACCCGAGAUACAGGCCUUAAUCGGUCGGAAUAAUCCCCAGCCUAGUCCCUGGCUAUGCGUGUCUAGCCGUGAGCGGUGACGUCACAGUUAUGUUCCACGUGCUCACAUGCUUCAGAACGACGGAGAGUAGGCUGAAUAAUCCCGUCAUUUGCAUGUAUAUAUCAAGCCCAACUUGGAAGAACCGUAGCGUUAAUAAUAAUAAUAAUAAUAAUAAUAAACUUUAUUUAAAGAAGGUGCAAUUAUACAAAAACCAGUUUAGCAACGCUAAUCUCACACCGAGCCUUCUGUUCAACUGUCUAUCUAUUACAAAUUUACUAUUAAAACUACACAUUAAACUGGACAUCAUGCAGUACAACAAGCACAUAUAAAAGUCGUACAAACAAAAAAAAAGUCGUAUAAAAAUGACGGCCGUGUAAACACGGAGUGAUAGCUUAUACUUGUAAAUAUUGAAAUAUUUCGGUUGUUUCGGCAGUUUUUAUUGAAAUGUUUCAGCAUAAUCAGCAAUAUGAUACCUUACUUCCCAUCACCCCCUUCGUGCAUAAUUAAAAGCAGAAAUUGCCAAUUCAACACUAACGUGCGAGGCCGGUAGUUUCGGGUUGGAAGAGCUAGGAAUAUAUAUAUUCAUAGUAAGAAUAUGAAUAUUAUUUGAAACAAAAUUGAAAGGAAAGUUUAUCUCCCUUCCCCCCUUUUCGACAGGCAUUUUGAAGGUGGGAAUAUUGAAUGUUUAAGUACUAGAUAAAACAUGAGCAGCCGAUCUUUAUCUGAUAUAAAAACUCGAGGUGAAGGCGAGAGUUUGUAUAUCAGAUAAAGAUCGGAUGCGAAUGUUUUAUCGUGCUUAUAAAACGACCCAUCUUAUGAGUUCAUUGGCGAAGUAAUUUUAAAAAUAAACAUUGUCUAAGCCGAGAAAAUCAAAGCUGAAGUUUAUGUAAAUCAGGACAAAUCUUUAUGCGAAACAUUGUUUAAACAUUCAUUUCUUUUCUCUGCUUCCACCCACGAGGUAGUUAUCGGUUGUACUGCAUAGUCCGACAGGACUUUAAUUUUACUAUAUCUUUAAUAUCAGGAUGAUCCUCGUUUAAAUGUUAAGAAAGAAAGUUCGUAUAGUAAGUUAAUUCAGUUUAACACUUCAUGCAGAGUACUUUCUUAAAACCCCAAAACAAAUUUUGGUGAACAAAAGCAAUAAUCUAUAUAUGCUGCACUAGAUAAUUAACCACAUAUAUUUACUUGUAUAGAAACAUUGAACGUAUAAAAUCUAAAAAUCAAAGUGAAGCCUGUGAGGAAUUGAAAAGACUAAAAACGAAGAUCAUGGGUGACAAAAAAGCGGCAAAGGAUAGCGAGAAGUACCCAACAACGUUACUGCUUUACAUCACAGGCCAUUGCAACGACGCUGGCAACCUAAUACUUCCCGAUGGCAGCAUUUUGAAAAAGAAAAUCCUGUCUGAUUUCAUAAAUAAUAUUAAUCCAAAGAAUCUGAUUGUGUUAGCCAAUGGUCAUUAUUCGGAGAAGUUGGUGAAAAAUCUUUCACAGGCGCAGAAAAAUAUUUUUUUUACUUCUAGUACAUUCUUUGGUGUGUUUUCGCAUGCUGGUAACAUGUGUGCAGUGUCACACAGAGAUAUUAGUGACGAAAAUAGUAUUUUUGUGAAGUUCAUAUUAGAUAUCCUCAAGAAGGAUGAAGCUGAAGUUUCUUCCAGUUCAAGUGGGGUGAGCGAAGGAUAUCUUACAGCAGCAGGACUUGCUGCUGAGAUCAGUAAGCGUACGCAGGAGAAGUUCAACAAAUGUCUGAAGCCAAUUGACCGGUACGGCAGUUGUAUCCCAAUUGCAUAUAUUUGAAUUAUAAUAGUCAAGGUGUUUAAUUAACUGACUAUAAUACAUGUAUAAAUAGCGUAACACCAUGAGAAAUAUGUUAAAUAUGCACAUGAAUGUGUAAAAUAGUAUGUAUAAAAAGCGGUAGUAUUUAGUAUUAUGAUCACAGAAAUUGUUCGGUAACUUCGGUCAUUCAGAUAAUUGGAAAGCUUGCAGGGCCCCUGGUUAUUAACCCAGAUAACCACAAGGUGAAAGUCCUGGUUAAAUCAACUAUAAGGAAUAUAGGUUAAGGCCGGAUUCCACGAGGCGGAAUUUUUCGACCGAAACGAAAUUGCUCUUUGUCUUUUUACAAUUAGUUCUGCUCGAGAGCUCUGAAACAAAGAGAAAUUUCGAUUCGGUCGAAAAAUUUCGCCUAGUGGAAAACCGCCUUUAAAAUAACCAGGAAAAAUAACCGUUAUAACUGAAAAAUAAAGGUUAUUCCUGGGUGAAUUUUAACCAGAGUGUAACACCACUGCAGUUGUAAGUAUAUUUAAACAUUAGACAAUGGAUCAAUAUUAAGCCCGUUCUCCACUAGGCGAAUUUUCUCGCGCGACGCGAAGCGAAAAAUAAAUCUUGCCAAUGUGAUUGGUCAGCGAAAAAAUUCGCCGCGAAAAAGUUGGAUCAGUUCCUACUUUUUUACUGUUCGCGCGAACAAAUUCGCCUAGUGGAGAACGGGCUUUAGUAUAGGAGUGAAAGGGCUCCUAUGCUGUAUUGUAUAAAAGUAGGUAGAACUACAAGUCGCACCUCGAGUCGCACACUAAAGAAUCCAUAUUUAUAAGUAGAUCGGACAAAACGAUGGUGGUGAAACCAUCUCUAUCACGUAUAUAGAAAAUUUGUAAUAUUGUUGGAGCGACUUCCAUACAAAAGUCAUUAAAUCAUGUAAUUUUUAAAUUAAAAUUCCAAUAAAGUGGUUGCCUAUAGUGUUUUAUAAAAGGACUGGUAACUAGGUCCUGACGUCGCGUGAAAUCUACUCGACAAGUUGUAAGAUUUUUACGUGCAUGUGUAAUACCCUGGUAAUACAAAUAAACAUGCACGCGUGCAUUAGGUCAUGACCUUACGUGCGGAUAUUAAUACUAUAGGGAGCCAUCAAUCUGGCGUUUAGUUAGUAGUUUUUUUUUACACAAUACACUGUGAAUUGUUCUAGUAUUAUACAGGGUGUCCCAAAAAACGAGAACUAUUGAAAUCACCAAUAACAAUUUAAUUGUUAGAAUUUGAAUGCCUUGGCACUCUGUUGGUUCCCACGAGUGCAUAAAUGAUUGACAUAAAUUUUAUGCAUAAAGAAACUAUUUAAGAAGCUGCUUUAAAUUCCCAAGAGCAGAAAAUCGCGCACUUUACAAGAUGUUUUAACCAAAUUUUAAUACAUGCACCUUGUCAAUAUUUUACGCAUCAUUACGUUCAGCGUUUUGGUAGGCAUUCAAUUUUAACAAUAAGUGAUUUCAAUAGUUUUCGGGUUUUUUGGGACACCCUGUACUGUAUAACUAGGCAAUUUGUACUAUUAGCUAUACUGUAUUUAGUUCAAUUGUUAAUCCAAAAUCCUUAUAACCAUACAAAAGACAGCAUUGUUGCAAGACUUACAGUUAUACAUGUACAUUGCAUUUAGUUCAUUAAAUAGUAAUCUCAAUGACGACUCAAGUACAUUUGUAAAUGAAUGAUUGAAU